AUGGCAAGCCCAAUGACGCCGUCCCAUGUUGUUAUUGCCUAUGAUGCGACCAGGGACAGGGGUGAGCUGGAGUUUAAGCUCACUGUCGAUAGUCUUCGAAUGAGGGGUGACAUUUUACAUUCAGGAGAUACCAUCAUUUUCCUGGGCGUCUUGCACAGGGUGGUUCACCCCAUGGGAUAUCAUUCAAAACCAUCCCCAGAAUUUUUUGGAACAAGCAUUCGUGCAGUGGAGGAAGAAGUUACAAAGAAAGUUGACAUGUAUGUUAACAUGCUUCUUCAAAGUGCGGAAAAGUGUGAAGAUCAAGGGGUCAGCGUUGAAGUCAAAGUUACUGCUGGUUUUCCCAUUAAACAGGUUAUUUUGCAAGAGAUUAUGGCCUGUAAUGCAGCUUGGGUUGUGCUUGAUAGGCACCUUAGACGGGAUUUGAGGUUCUACCUUAAGCAGGUACCGUGCAAGGUUGCAAUAAUUCAAGAUAGCUUGGCUGUGGAUAUUGUGAGACCUCAUACAACAGAUGAUACUGAUACUAUAGAACACAAAUUGUUUUAUUCAUUAUCCAAGCCUGUUCCGCCAUUCACUUGUCCAGGUAAUGGAAACAAUGAGCACUCAUCCAUCGGUUGCCGAAGCUACUCUGUAUCCGUUGGUGCACUGGAAAGCUCUGAUAUGCUUAAUACCAACUUGAUGACUUCAUCCACAUUUAAGCUACGAGACUAUAGUCCUUUGUUGGAUCUAGCGUCUUCCUCUAAGCAGGAAAAUUCAGGUGCAAAAACCAAAGGAGACAAUAAACACUCCAUUGUUCCCCAAAUCAACCAGAAACAAGAUAAAAAUGUCUUCCAACACCGAUCUUCAGAGGCCCCAAUUCUUUGUUCCAUCUGCGGAACAAGGACUGAAAUGUAUAUCAAAGAUUCUAUGACAUUCAGCUACUCAGAGAUACAGCUAGCAACAAAUGAUUUUUCAAAGGAAAACUUAUUAGGAGAAGGUGGAUACGGUCAUGUGUAUAAAGGUGAGCUCAAGGACGGACAGCAGAUUGCAGCAAAGGUGCGGAAAGAAGCAAGUCAACAAGGCUUUACAGAAUUUCACUCUGAGGUCUAUGUCUUAAGUUUUGCACGCCACAAGAACAUAGUCAUGCUGUUGGGCUAUUGUUGCAAGGAGAAUCUAAAUAUCUUGGUUUAUGAAUAUAUUUGCAACAACUCUCUUGAGUGGCACUUAUUUGAUGAUAACGCAGCAGUCCUCGAAUGGCACCAAAGGCAUGCUAUCGCCAUUGGAACUGCAAAAGGAUUGCGUUUCCUGCAUGAAGAAUGUCGUGGAGGUCCUAUAAUUCAUCGAGACAUGCGACCAAGCAAUAUACUUCUUACACACGAUUAUGUUCCCAUGUUAGGUGAUUUUGGCCUAGCCAAAUGGAAGAUGAGUGAUGAUCCUGUGCAGACAAGGAUACUUGGCACAUUAGGGUACCUUGCUCCAGAGUAUGCAGAGAAUGGUAUUGUUUCUGUACGGACAGAUGUAUAUUCAUUUGGCAUGGUUCUGUUACAACUAAUAUCCGGACGCAAGAUUAUUGAUUCAAAACAGAAAGAAAAAGAUGAAUCCCUACGGCAGUGGGCAGAACCAAUAAUCCAGAGGCUAGCACUACAUGAACUCAUUGAUCGUCGUAUUGGAGAUUCAUAUGACACAUAUGAAGUGUACCUUAUGGCUAAAGCUGCAUACUUAUGUGUGCAAAGAAGCCCUGAAAUGCGUCCAUCAAUGGGAGAGGUUGUCCGCAUUCUUGAAGGCGAAAAUGACCAUUUCCACCACCUAGGAGAGCACUUUGUACCUCAUUAUACAAAGUGAAGGAUACAACGACACAGUUUAUUUUCUUUCGCAGAUGUUUUCGUACCAUUUUGAAGGGAAAUGCGACCAUUUCUACAUCCUAGGAUAGCAAAUCUAUCCGGAGGAAGACAAUGGCACACCUUGCUUUCAUUUGACAGCUGAUGGUUUUGUUUUUUCAGUUUUCCGUGGAAAUGGUUGUAUCUUCUCAUGUGGUUUUGUCAUUCUCCUCUUUAAGGGCCAAGUGGUUUUGGUUUUUUUAUUUUCUUGGUUUUGGACAAAGGAGGCAUUGUUUAUAAGGCUUUGAAAAUGUAAACAAGUAGUA
Prunus dulcis (almond) is the source of this 2119-nucleotide messenger RNA. Its product is annotated as inactive protein kinase SELMODRAFT_444075-like. The transcript is spliced from 11 exons. Bases 1 to 1818 code for a protein of 605 amino acids. Gene Ontology annotation, biological process: protein phosphorylation. Gene Ontology annotation, molecular function: protein kinase activity; ATP binding. The record is from RefSeq and is a predicted model, not a curated record. NCBI's taxonomy places the organism in Eukaryota, Viridiplantae, Streptophyta, Magnoliopsida, Rosales, Rosaceae.